AUGGGGACUGUUGAGGAAACUUUAAAGUGUCCUGUCUGCCAGGACCUCUUCACAGAUCCUGUCACACUGCCAUGUGGGCAUGACUUCUGCCUCACUUGUAUCCAGACUGUGUGGGAAACAGAUGGAUCUGAUGAGGUUCCUUACUUCUGUCCAGAGUGUCAGAUAUUCCUCCCAUCUGACCUCACUCUGGACAUAAACACCAGCCUUCAGAAAAAGGUAAAGGACUUCACCACCAACAGGCCGUCAACAGCAGAGCUGAAGACAACGACACCAAGCAGGGCAACCGAAUCAUCUCCAACUAUCCACUGUGACCACUGCAUAGAGACGCCAUCAGUGGCCGUAAGGACCUGUCUGACCUGUGAUGCCUCACUGUGCCAGGCUCACGCCCUGCUGCACCAGCAAAGGUCUGCUCUGAGGGAACACACAGUUGUGGCGGUAACGGGGGAUCCACUGUCUCUGAAGUGCAGGGAGCACCGUGAUGAGCUCAAACUCUUCUGUAUGGAGGAAAGGGUCCCUGUGUGCUGUCUGUGCGUCCUGGUUGGCAUGCAUAAGAACCACAAAGCAUCUCAACUCCAUGAAGCCUGCGCAGACUUCAAGAGUAUGUUAGAGACCACCGUGAACCAGCUGCUGAAGAGGAGAAGUGAAGCAGAACAUGCAAUCAGGGACUUGGAGUCACUGUAUACACAAACAGUGAAGUCUGCUGCAGAUUUCCGAGAGAGAAUCUCAGACAAGUACAGCAGGAUCCGUGUUGUGCUGGAUGGUGAUGAGCGUCUGAUGAUGCAGGUCAUAGAUGCAGAGGAGACAUACAUGACAGAGUGGCUGGAGGCCCAGAGAGCCAUCAUGGAGGCCCAGAUCAAAGAGAUAGACAGCCUCAGAGCCUCCAGCAAAUCACUCCUGCAAGAAAGCAAUGAGCUGCGAUUCCUACAGCAAAUCACAGCACAGAAUCUUUGUGACCCUUUGGAUGUAGCACCGAUCCAGGAAAUAGACAAAGAUCUGUGUGACCUUGAGAAGCUGAGAACAGUAGAGAGGCUGGUGGACGACCUCUCGGUAGCUCUGUCCCAACACUUUCCACGAAUGUGGUCAUAUCUAAGUUCUCCUGCUCUGGACUCAAAGUCAGCCCAUCCAAAACUGGAAAUAUCCCAGGACAAGAAACAAGUGUACUGGAGAAGGCAGCCUGUGAGUGAAGCUCUGAGCCCUCAGCCAUAUGACUCCCAGUACAGUGUCCUGGCUCAGGAGAGUUUUACUACAGGCCAGCACUACUGGGAAGUCAUUGUCCAGGAGAAACCUUACUGGCUAGUAGGUGUGACCACUGGGCCAGUCGAUAAAAAAGAUACUCCAAAUCAGAGUUCCUCCAGCCUGGGUGUGAACAACAAAUCCUGGUGCAUCUACCAUGGAGAUGGACAGUACCUGGCAUGCCAUGAUACCCAGGAGAAGCAGCUGUCAGUGGGAACGAGAGUCAGAAAGCUGGGCAUACUGGCAAAUCUCCAGAAGGGGGAGCUGUCAUUCUACGAUGCUGACGCUAUGACCCUGCUUCACUCUUUCUGUGUGCAGUGCACAGAGCCUCUCUACCCAAUGUUAAACCCAUGCAUUGAUGUGAAUGGACUCAACAAGCAGCCGCUUACCUUGUUUUGGAUCAAGGACCCCUGGGAUUGGCAUGUAAACACAGAUGAGGGAACAGAGGACAACCUUAAAUGACUGCGUUGUGCACCAAGAUUCACUGAUCCACUGAAAUCAAGUUCUGCUGUGGUUGUCACACUUAUAGGACUAUCACUGGUUUACCUGACUGGAUCUGUCCCAGGUGAAACUAAAACUUUGAUGAAGGAAUUCACCUACCUCUACUGUAUGUAUGUUAUCAUAUAGUUCUCAUUACCAGCACCACUGGG
This is a messenger RNA of Epinephelus fuscoguttatus (brown-marbled grouper), 1883 nucleotides long. RefSeq names its product tripartite motif-containing protein 14-like. The transcript has 6 exons. Gene Ontology annotation, molecular function: protein binding; zinc ion binding. Lineage: Eukaryota; Metazoa; Chordata; Actinopteri; Perciformes; Serranidae. The record is from RefSeq and is a predicted model, not a curated record. The coding region runs from base 1 to 1695 and encodes 564 amino acids.